This is a messenger RNA of Brassica oleracea var. oleracea, 1353 nucleotides long. RefSeq lists its product as uncharacterized. The transcript is spliced from 3 exons. NCBI's taxonomy places the organism in Eukaryota, Viridiplantae, Streptophyta, Magnoliopsida, Brassicales, Brassicaceae. The record is from RefSeq and is a predicted model, not a curated record. Bases 1 to 1353 code for a protein of 450 amino acids.
AUGGAUCCUCUCUUCGUUAACUCUCCCGGGUUUGUCCACUCUCCCGGGUUUGUUAACCUCUCAGCUUCACGGAACACUCAAACAAUAGACGUAGAGUCUUCUGAGUUCCCUAGCUUUAGUAGUCAGGGCUCUGUAGGUCCUAAGCCACUGGAAAGGCGCAAGUGGACACCAAAAGAAGACUUGGUGCUGAUCAGUGCUUGGUUGAACACCAGCAAGGAUCCGAUAGUCGGUAAUGAGCAGAAGGCAGGGGCGUUUUGGAAGAGAAUAGAGGACUACGUUAACGCAAGCCCUCAGCUCAAUGGCUUUCCUCCUAGAGAGUAUAGUCAGUGUAAGCAGAGGUGGGGAAGAGUGAACGACUCGGUGGGGAAGUUUGUGGGAUCCUUUGAGGCCGCUUUGAAGAAGCAAGCUAGUGGCCAAAACGAUAAUGAUGUAAUGAAGGUUGCGCAUGACAUCUUCACUAAUGACCAUGAGUACAAGUUCACUCUUGAACAUUGUUGGAGGGAACUCAGGUUCGAUCAAAAAUGGAGAUCACACUACCUGUCCAAAGAUGGUGCAAAGGACAAAGGGAAGGAAUGUGCGGACAAGAGGAAGGAACAAGCGGAGGUGGUGGUCGACGAUGAAGAGGCUCGGCCUCCUGGUGUUAAGGCUAGCAAAGCAGCCAAACGGAGGAAGCACGGUUUUUGUUUUGCAGGUCACGGGUUGCAAGUCACAAGUGGCAGAAAACAGAAAACAAUGUCUUCCUCGUCAAGUGAUGAAAUAGAUGAAAUUCUAAAUGAAGCUUUUGAAGAAAUUGUGGAUCAACAUGUUGAUAAUUUCAUCGACUCAAUUAUUAAUGUUCAAGCCAACAACCGGACAAGACGAGCUUAUAUCGAAAGAGAUCGAGAGCAAGGACAUAAUCAGCUUUGGGACGACUAUUUUAGUGAUCAUCCUACAUAUUCAGCAGACAUGUUUAGGCGGCGUUUUCGAAUGAACAAGCCAUUGUUCCUUCGCAUUGUCGAUCGCCUAAGUAAUGAAGUUCCAUACUUUCAGCAAAGAAGAAAUGCUCACGGAAGGUACGGGCUAUCUGCACUUCAAAAAUGUACAGCAGCUAUGCGUAUACUGGCAUAUGGUCAAUCGGGAGAUACGUAUGACGAAUAUCUCCGACUUGAUGAGUAUCUAAGAAGCCCUACACCGGAGGAUCUUCAACGAUUACUCGAUCUUGGAGAGGCACGCGGGUUUCCAAGUAUGAUAGGCUCGAUCGACUGUAUGCAUUGGGAGUGGAAAAACUGCCCAACGGCUUGGAAAGGCCAGUACACACGUGGUUCAGGGAAGCCGACAAUUGUCUUAGAAGCUGUGGCAUCACAGGAUCUUUAG